Molecule: messenger RNA, 1389 nt
Organism: Linum tenue
Lineage: Eukaryota; Viridiplantae; Streptophyta; Magnoliopsida; Malpighiales; Linaceae
Source: the annotation of a GenBank genome assembly
GUAUUUUGGAUAUCAGAACGAAUCUUCGAGUUAGCAGAUUAACUUUUCCCCUCUUUUGCCCUAACUAUUUACUGACCGCAAGCAACACAACAAACACGGGGGAGAAACGGAGGUGUCAAAUUCCAACGCCGUACAACGCACGACGACGGGGAAACGGAUGGCUAUCACUGUCGGGCGGUGAGGGAGGGAGCGUUACAAGUACAGUCGUCAGUCACUCCAUUUCGAGUCCGGUUUCCUUUUCUCCCCGUUUUGUCCGGCUCUCUGGUGCCGCCGACGCCGAGUUCAUAUUGAGCUGCGAGAAUGGCCCACGGCGGCUAUGGCAAGCGCAGGGUUGCUGGCCGCCAGCCUUCCGUCGGCCGUCGGUCGAAAACAAUCGACAAAAAAGGCAAGUCGAAGUCCGUCUCCCUCAAGAAUCAGAUUCGUUCCGUGGAGCGCAUGCUCCGUAAGCAAUUGACGCCGGAGGUCAGGGAGGCGCAAGAGAAGAAGUUGGAAGGGCUGAAGAAUCAGCAGGAUCUCCACAAUCGAUUGGCUCUUGAGCGCAAAAUAUUCUUGCGAGACAGGAAGAUCAAGUUCUUUGAGAGGAGAAAGGUUGAAAGAAGAAUCAGACGCUUGGAGAGGCAGCAGCGAGCUUCUUCCGGCCAGGCACAAGAUCCCCAGGCUGCUGAGCAGCUUUCUAAGUUGAAAGAAGAUCUUGAAUACGUUAGAUUCUUCCCCAAGACCGAGAAAUAUGUGUCUUUGUUUUCUGGAGGUGAUGAUUCAGAGGUCAUUGACAAGAGAAAUGGGUUGCGGAAGCAGAUUAAAGCCAACCUAAUCGCUGCUGCAGCCAGUGGGAAAGACCUUGAAGAGACUGGAAGUGAGGAUGAUGGGUUGUUGGAUCUCAGCGAGGACGAUUUCUUCCUAGCUGGAAGCUCAAGUGACGAAGCAGAUGCAGAUGAUGAGUGGACAGACAAAAGCACGAGAGAACAGGCUUCGAGUACUUCUGGUAAAGCUGCAUCUGGUAUGUCAAGCGAUGAAAAGAAUCAGAGGGAUAUAUCUGCUAGAGCUCUGAUGCCUCCUCCUAGGCCUUCACGCAAUUCCGCAGGUGGUUCCAACACAGUCCAUGGGAGAUCGAGGUUUGGAGCAUCAUCAAGUAAAGAUUCGUGGAGACAGAGGGCUGAAAUAUCUACUACAUCCAGUAACACUUCAAGCAGCAGCAGAAGUGGGCCGUCUUCUUUGAAACCCAGUGGCGGUGGAGGCUCUUCAAAUGGAAGGACUGGAAAUGGCACUGGCCAGAGCAGUAAUGUUAGUUCUGGCUCUGAUGCUCAUAAGCCACGCAGGAAGAGGAAGAGAAGAAAGAAGAAGCAACAGUCUGCUCUGCUCACUGCCUUGACCCUUUCCUCGUCGUCGUAG